UUUUGUAGCUGCAUAACACCACCACCAACACAUAUCUCGAUCACAGUAAUUUCCCUCUCUCUUUCACAAGAUGUUCAAGAUGCAUUGUAUGAUCAUUGCCUGCUUACUAGCCGUAGCUGCUCAGCGCGUGAGCAGCUCCGAGCUCGUUCCGUUCACCAAAGUUGCCUUCGCAACAGCAAGGAGAGCAGUUUGUUUGGAUGGGUCACCGGGUGGCUACCAUCACUCGGCCGGAUCAGGAGACGGAGCCAGAAAUUGGCUCGUCUAUCUCAUGGGAGGAGGAUGGUGUGCAGACAUUGCUACAUGCCAAAGCUACUUCAAUGAAACUAGAGGGAGUAGCCGAUUCAGCCGAUUCGAAAAUUUCACAGGGAUUCUUAGCCCAGACAAACACAUAAACCCGGAUUUCUACAACUGGAACAGAAUUUACGUGGUCUACUGUGACCAGUCGUCUUUUCUCGGAGACAGUGAGGUUAAUGGCCCAGAGCACAAGGUCCAGUUCAGAGGGUCCAAGAUAUUUGAUGCUGUCGUGGAAGACCUUUUGGUCAAAGGAAUGGUUGUUGGAAAAAAUGUAAUUCUUUCCGGCAGAUCCGCCGGGGCCCUAGCAACCAUCCUUCAUUGUGACGGCUUUCGAGCACGUCUCCCCAUUGCCUGCAGGGUGAAAUGCCUAUCGGACGCUGGAUUUUUCAUCCGAGCUGAGAAUGUCCCUUACGCGGACUAUAGAGAGCAAUUUUUUGCCUCGACCAUCACGCUCCAUAAAAUAUCCAGAUUUUUGCCGGCCACAUGCACAAAAAGAAUGGAUCCGAAUUUGUGUCUCUUUCCAGAAAAUAUAGUCGGAGAUGUUCGAACUCCACUAUUUAUAUUGAAUAGUGCAUUUGAUUAUUUCCAGGUUAAAAACCGUUUGGUUCCUGAUUCGUCUCCUGAUUGGGAAAGAUGGGAAAUGUGUUCGAACAAUUUGAGCUUUUGUACGUCUUCUGAUAAACAAUUGAUAACUGAUUUUGGGGAUGCAUUUUUCAAAGGCGUUAGACGAAUCCUCAAAAAUCCUUCCGGAGGCAUGUUUAUAGACGCAUGCUACAUUCAUUCAGUAGCAUAUGAUGAGCGCUAUUGGUCACCCAAUUCCACUGUCAAAUUGGGAAAUUUGACCAUAUUGGAGGCCUUUGCUAAUUGGUAUUUUGAUAGAGAUUCAGUCACAUUGGUUACUUCUUCCAAAUUUUUAGAGAUUUGUACUUAAAGAAGUGCUAUGUAAUAGCUAAUUAUCUACUACUAUAAACUAGUAGUUUUAGUUGUGCGAGGACUUGCUUUGCCCAUUUUAAGUAUAUUGUUUAAAAUGGUGUUAUGAAAAGAAGAUACAAAAAAAUAUUAAUGAAUAUAUUGAAGUUGUGGUGUA
Molecule: messenger RNA, 1381 nt
Organism: Salvia splendens (bonfire salvia)
Lineage: Eukaryota; Viridiplantae; Streptophyta; Magnoliopsida; Lamiales; Lamiaceae
Product: pectin acetylesterase 7
Exons: 12
Coding region: 71-1225 (384 amino acids)
Biological process (GO): cell wall organization
Cellular component (GO): plant-type cell wall
Molecular function (GO): pectin acetylesterase activity
Source: RefSeq, a predicted model, not a curated record